Molecule: messenger RNA, 706 nt
Organism: Condylostylus longicornis
Lineage: Eukaryota; Metazoa; Arthropoda; Insecta; Diptera; Dolichopodidae
Gene: Grx5
Product: glutaredoxin-related protein 5, mitochondrial
Exons: 2
Coding region: 55-459 (134 amino acids)
Source: RefSeq, a predicted model, not a curated record
UGGCCAACCCUAUAUUGGUUUUAUAAUUAAAUUUUUGCAAAGAAGAAAAUAAUAAUGCAAAGUGUAAGAAAUUUUAUAAAUUUAUCUACAAAAAAUUAUUCAUUUCGAAGAUACUGUUUAACAGCGUCAAAUAAAAGUUUUUUCGACAAACUUGUUAAAGAAAGUAAGGUUGUUGUCUUUAUGAAAGGUAAUCCAGAAGCACCUAAAUGCGGUUUCAGUAAUGCUGUUGUUCAGAUAAUGAGAAUGCAUGGAGUUGAAUAUAAUGCAAUUGAUGUUCUAGAAGACGAGGAUAUUCGGCAAGGCGUAAAAGAUUAUACAAACUGGCCAACUAUUCCGCAAAUUUUUAUCAAUGGUGAAUUUGUUGGAGGUUGUGAUAUUUUGUUGCAAAUGCACCAAAAUGGCGAUUUGAUUGAAGAACUAAAAAAGUGUGGAAUCUUCAGUACAUUAAUUAAAAAAUGAUUCUAUGUGUACAAAAUUUAGGCAUUGUUAUAAAUUUUUAUUAAAAUAAAUUUAAAAAGUAGUUUUGUUAAAAAAAAAGGUGAAAUCCAAAGAAUUUGCAAAAUGUGCAUAAAAAUUUUUGUCAACGUGUUGAAUUCACCGUUACAUAAUAUUGAUUAUAGUUAACUAAGCGAAGAAAUUCUCCAAUUUCUUCUUGAUAGCCGCGUUUUACUAUUUUAUUACCCAAAUAAAUAACGUAUUUAACCAA